Messenger RNA from Lactuca virosa, 1944 nucleotides. The record is from the annotation of a GenBank genome assembly. NCBI's taxonomy places the organism in Eukaryota, Viridiplantae, Streptophyta, Magnoliopsida, Asterales, Asteraceae.
AUGAUGUUCGGAGAAACUUUUGUUGGUAAGACCAUCGUUAAUGGGAAAGUGGUCUUGAUGAAGAAGAAUGUCCUCGAUUUCAAUGACUUGGGGGCGUCAGUUUUGGACCGAGCUCAUGAGCUAUUGGGCAAACAUAUCUCCAUCCAAUUCAUAAGUGCGACUCAUGCUGAUCGUACAUCCUCAGAAAAAGUAUUGAGAGGUAAGCUUGGAAACCCGGCAAAUUUGGAGGACUGGAUUAGCACCAUUACCCCUCUCACAGCCGGUGAAUCAUCAUAUGAAGUCACAUUUGAUUGGGAUGAAGAGAUUGGACUACCAGGGGCUUUUCUUGUUAAAAAUCUUCACCACAGUGAAUUUUAUCUUAUGACACUCACUCUCGAAAAUGUACCUGGACAUGGCAAAGUUCAUUUUGUUUGUAACUCAUGGGUGUAUCCUGCCAAACGUUACACCAAAGAUCGCAUAUUCUUCGCCAACAAGGCAUAUCUUCCUGGUGAGACACCUGCAUUGCUUCUUCCUUAUAGAGAGGAAGAGUUGGUGACCUUGAGAGGAAAUGGAACUGGGAAGCUUGAGGAAUGGGAAAGGGUUUACGAUUAUGCAUUGUAUAAUGAUUUGGGAAAUCCAGAUGAUGAGGAUAAAGUGCGCCCAGUUAUUGGAGGAUCAUCAGAGUAUCCCUACCCUCGUAGGGGAAGAACAGGCAGACCACCUACUGAAAUAGAUCCUAAAACUGAGAGCAGGCUCUCGCUUAUUGAGAGUCUUCAGAUGUAUGUUCCAAGAGAUGAGCGGUUUGGACACCUGAAGAGGUCUGACUUUCUGGCUUAUGGACUAGAAGCUGUCUUUAAGUUCCUUCUCCCGGAGUUUGAGGCUCUAACUGAUGACACUAUAGAUGAAUUUGACUCGUUUGAAGAUGUCUUGAAGCUUUAUAAGGGUGGAAUUAAGCUUCCUAAAGGCCCUUUACUUGAUAGGAUUCGAGAAAACAUCCCUUUACAGGUGUUUAAAGAAGUUAUUCGAUCAGAUGGUGAGGGACUUGCGAAAUACUCAACACCAGAAGUCAUCAAAGCUGACAUGUCUGCUUGGAGCACCGAUGAAGAGUUUGCAAGGGAAAUGCUAGCUGGAGUCAACCCGGUUUCAAUUCAACUUCUGAAAGAGUUCCCUCCAACAAGCAAGUUGGAUGCCCAACUCUAUGGUGACCAAAACAGUUCAAUAAGAUCACAUCACAUAGAGGAACAUCUAGAUGGUUUACAAGUAAACGAGAUGCUAAAAGCCAAGAGACUAUUUAUACUAGACCACCAUGACCCAUUGAUGCCAUACGUGAAGCGAAUAAAUGCAACAUCCACCAAGAUUUAUGCCACAAGAACAUUGCUCUUGUUACAAAAAGAUGGAACGUUAAAACCAAUAGCCAUUGAGUUAAGCUUGCCUCAUCCAGAUGAUGAAAAGCUUGGUGCCAUAAGUAAAGUAUGUACGCCAUCUAAGCAUGGAGUUGAAGCCGGAAUUUGGAAGUUGGCUAAAACAUAUGUAGCUGUGAAUGAUUCUGGAGUUCAUCAACUCAUCAGUCACUGGUUGAAUACACAUGCUGUUAUUGAGCCGUUUGUGAUAGCAACAAACAGACAACUAAGUGUGCUUCAUCCCAUUAACAAGCUUCUCCACCCUCAUUUCCGUGAUACAAUGAACAUCAAUUCAACUGCUAGGAAUAUCUUGAUCAAUAGUGGAGGUAUUCUUGAGAGAACAUUCUUUACUGGGAAAUAUUCAAUUGAAAUGUCUUCGAAGAUAUACAAGGAUUGGGUAUUCCCCAACCAAGCUCUACCUAUAGACCUCGUGUUGAGGGGAAUGGCAGUUGAGGAUGCAAAUUCUCUACAUGGCCUUCGCUUAAUGAUUGAAGAUUACCCUUACGCUGUAGAUGGGCUAGAGAUUUGGUCAGCCAUUAAAACAUGGGUUGAAGGAUUACUGUAG